Lycium ferocissimum is the source of this 687-nucleotide messenger RNA. Its product is annotated as F-box protein At3g07870-like. NCBI's taxonomy places the organism in Eukaryota, Viridiplantae, Streptophyta, Magnoliopsida, Solanales, Solanaceae. Bases 1 to 687 code for a protein of 228 amino acids. The record is from RefSeq and is a predicted model, not a curated record. The transcript has 2 exons.
AUGAAACCACAAGUGUUAAUUGGUUCAUGUAAUGGGUUCAUUUGUUUGUUGCAUGGUUCGACGUAUGAUGAAAACCAUUCGGUUUACAUUAACAAUCCUCUUUUGGGUGAGUAUUUCAAACUUGAAUUGCCCGAAUGGGAUAAAAGUGUUUGUCGUGUUGCUUAUGCAUUUUGCUUUAGUGAAGCGUCUGGAAAAUAUAAAGUAUUGAGAUUAGUAGUUAGAGAGUUUAGGGGUCGUCCUGAAGUAUCUGAAUUGGAGGUUUAUACUCUUGGAGUUGAUGAGAACUGGAGAAAUGUGGGCCAAGUUCCGUGUCGUGAAUUGUAUGAGUUUCGCAAGGUUUAUGUCAAUGGUGCUCUUCAUUGGAUGGAUCAAGGAAAAAAUGACAGCAUUUACUCCUUCAAUAUUGGUACAGAAAAGCUGAAAUCGUUGCCACCUCCACCUGGUCUGAGAACUCAAUGGUGGUGCUCGAAGCUAGUAGAGUUGGGGAAUUGUCUAUGUUUGACCGAUUAUUGCAGACAGCGUGUUGAUAUCUGGCGGAUGAAAGAGUAUGGGAUUGCUGAAUCUUGGACUAAAGAUAGCAUCUUGGUUUCUCUUUCGCAACGAUAUUAUGUUUUUGCAUCUCUUUUAUCACUUGCCAAAUUUAAUGGGGGUUUACCAAUUGCAACUGAUUUUCCUCUUAUGUCCUAA